CCUCCCAACUUUCAACAACACACUUCGGCGUUUUGACUCUGCACUUUGCUCCGCUCCUACCGCCAUGACUUCAGAAAAUCCUGCAACGCCCACGAGUGAUGAUGUACCAUCGAUAAAUCCUGAGGAUAAAAAUGUCUGUCUUCCUGUGAAUGGAAACAUCUCCCAAAUCCCAGGUCUGUCUCCUACACUUAAAGCCCUCAGUGAUGAGAGGGUCCGAGGGAGGAGAGUUGGGCUUAUGGCCGGUGAUUCUGAAUAUAUCAAACUGGCAAAGCAAGGAGGACAUAAAGGGCUACUGUGGCACAAUGAUUCUUCCUCUACUUCCAGUCCUCGCUCGUACAAGGUUCCAGACUGGUUUUCCCCUGCUCACGAUGGCAAUAAUCCAAGUCUCAUUACCAGCGAACACAAGAGGAGCCCCAGAGCUUUCCAGCGCAGAGAGCCACCCUUUGGGAGUGAUAAUAUGUCUGCUUGGGAAAGGGAGGAUACCAGCAUCAACACCAACACAGUGAACAACAACAUUCCAGACGAAGAGCCGGAGAAACUGCCGAGUCAGAAACUGGAGCGCAGCAAAUUCAGACGGCUAGUCUUUGACAAGAAGCCUCCUCCAGUGAACAUGUCUACACUGCUGAGUUUUGGAUAUGUGGGGGAAUCGAAACCUACUGCCUAAUGCGUUUAAUUAAACAACAGAAGUGUGGUAAUGCCCCACAGCACACUACAACAACUUAUUAUUUUAGUAGUAUGCACUAUUAUUAUAAAAUAAUUUUGUAAACUCUUGAAUGCUUGAAAUUCAAUGUGCCUGUUUUGUUUUGUCUUGUUUCUGUAAGAACAGACAUGAUCUGUUUACUGUGUAUGUUGCUUUUGUAUGAAUUUGAAUAAUAAAUUAUAGAUUGCAGUUUAAAUAA
Boleophthalmus pectinirostris (great blue-spotted mudskipper) is the source of this 899-nucleotide messenger RNA. RefSeq lists its product as uncharacterized. Lineage: Eukaryota; Metazoa; Chordata; Actinopteri; Gobiiformes; Gobiidae. The record is from RefSeq and is a predicted model, not a curated record. The transcript has 8 exons. Bases 65 to 664 code for a protein of 199 amino acids.